AUGUGCUGGUGUCUGAUCCUGAUCUGGGCCCAGGGGCUGAGGCAGGCUGCUGUCCUCACCUCAGGCACAGUAGUAACACAGGGGAACAUUUCAGCAAAGGAAGGUGACUCUGUCAUCUUACAAUGUCACCUCUCCUCCACCAUGGCUGAAGUGACCCAGGUCAACUGGGAGCAGCAAGACCAACUCCUGGCCAUCUGUCAUCCUCACUUUGGGUGGUACAUCAGCCCAGCCUUUCGUGAGCGGGUGUCCCCGGGCCCCAGCCAGGGCCUCACCUUCCAUUUGCUGACUGUGAAUGACACAGGGGAGUACCUCUGCAUCUACCACACAUACCCUGAUGGGAUUUACAGGGGGAGAAUCUUCCUGGAGGUCCAAGGAAGCCCAGUGGCCGAGACCAGCACCUGGAUCCAGAUUGCAUUGCUUGGAGCUGCGGUUGCAGCGCUGGCGAUUAUCGGCACAGCAGCCUUCAGGGUGGUGACGUUGGCCAGAAAGCAGAAAUCUCUCAGAAUCCAUUCUGUGGAGAGUGGCUGCAGGAGAAUCCCUGCUGAACAGCAGGACGAGAGCCCAAGCCUUCCCUCAUCCCCUGGAUGCAGUGUCCAGGCAGAAGCUGCCCCUGCUGGCCUCUGCGGAGAACAGACGGGAGAUAACUGUGCAGAAAUGCAUGACUACUUUAAUGUCCUGAGUUACAGAAGCCUGGGGAGUUUCAGCUUCCUCGGGGAGACCAGUUAG
Messenger RNA from Fukomys damarensis (Damara mole-rat), 726 nucleotides. RefSeq names its product T cell immunoreceptor with Ig and ITIM domains (gene Tigit). Gene Ontology annotation, molecular function: signaling receptor binding. The coding region runs from base 1 to 726 and encodes 241 amino acids. The transcript has 4 exons. The record is from RefSeq and is a predicted model, not a curated record. Gene Ontology annotation, biological process: positive regulation of interleukin-10 production; negative regulation of T cell activation; negative regulation of interleukin-12 production. Gene Ontology annotation, cellular component: cell surface. NCBI's taxonomy places the organism in Eukaryota, Metazoa, Chordata, Mammalia, Rodentia, Bathyergidae.